This is a messenger RNA of Phaethon lepturus (White-tailed tropicbird), 6519 nucleotides long. Its product is annotated as utrophin-like. Gene Ontology annotation, molecular function: protein binding. Gene Ontology annotation, cellular component: plasma membrane. The coding region runs from base 1 to 6519 and encodes 2172 amino acids. NCBI's taxonomy places the organism in Eukaryota, Metazoa, Chordata, Aves, Phaethontiformes, Phaethontidae. Gene Ontology annotation, biological process: synaptic signaling. The transcript has 43 exons. The record is from RefSeq and is a predicted model, not a curated record.
AUGGCAGAACGUUACCAAACGCUGAUAUUUAACGAACGCUCCUAUUUGAGCGGGAAGCCCCCAGUUAAGGACAUGUUCACAGAUCUGAAAGAUGGAAGGAAGCUUCUGGACCUUUUGGAGGGUCUGACAGGGAAUCCUCUGCCUAAAGAACGAGGUUCCACACGAGUACAUGCCUUAAAUAAUGUCAACCGAGUACUGCAAGUCUUGCAUCAGAACAAUGUGGAGUUGGUGAAUAUUGGAGGGACUGACAUCGUUGAUGGAAAUCACAAGCUGACGCUGGGGCUGCUGUGGAGCAUUAUCUUGCACUGGCAGGUGAAGGAUGUCAUGAAGAACAUCAUGUCAGAUUUGCAGCAGACCAACAGUGAGAAGAUCCUGCUGAGCUGGGUUCGACAGUCCACAAGACCUUACAGUCAGGUCAAUGUUCUUAACUUCACCACAAGCUGGGCAGAUGGACUCGCCUUUAAUGCUGUCAUCCACCGACACAAACCUGAGCUUUUCAGCUGGGAUAAAGUUUUAAAGAUGUCCCCAGUUGAGAGACUAGAACAUGCUUUCAGCAUAGCCAAGAACCACUUGGGAAUUGAGAAACUGUUGGAUCCUGAAGAUGUUGCUGUACAGCUUCCAGACAAGAAGUCUAUUAUUAUGUAUUUAACCUCUUUGUUUGAGGUGCUUCCUAAGCAAGUCACUAUGGAAGACAUCCGGGAGGUGGAGACCCUUCCAAGGAGAUACAAACAGGAAUGUGAGGAUGGAGAGUUCAACAUGCAGCAGGCUGUAGCACUUGAAGAGGAGCAAGGCGGUUCUAGAGCAGAGACUCCCAGCACGGUGACAGAGGUGGAUAUGGACUUGGAUAGCUACCAAGUUGCGCUGGAAGAAGUUCUUACAUGGUUGCUGUCAGCUGAGGAUGCAUUUCGGGAACAGGAGGAAAUAUCUGGUGAUGUUGAGGAGGUCAAAGAGCAAUUUUCCACCCAUGAAGCUUUUAUGAUGGAACUGACUGCGCACCAGAGCAGCGUGGGCAGCGUUCUGCAGGCUGGAAACCAGCUGGUGGCCCAGGGAAAUCUGUCACCUGAAGAGGAGUUUGAGAUCCAGGAGCAAAUGCUGCUGCUGAACUCCCGCUGGGAGGAGCUCAGGGUGGAGAGCAUGGACAGGCAGUCCCGCCUGCAUGACGUGCUGAUGGAGCUUCAGAAGCAGCAGUUGCAGCAGCUGUCCGACUGGCUGACGGUCACAGAAGAACGCAUUCAGAAGAUGGAAUCUCAGCUCUCAGCGGAAGAUUUGGAGUCCCUUCAAAACCAGCUGGAAGAACAUAAAAGCCUGCAGAGUGACUUAGAGACAGAACAGGUGAAGGUGAACUCCCUAACACACAUGGUCGUCAUUGUUGAUGAAAGCAGUGGGGAAAGUGCAACAGCUAUUCUGGAGGAACAACUGCAGAGGCUUGGCGAGCGGUGGACAGCAGUUUGUCGUUGGACUGAGGAGCGACGGCUCAAGUUGCAAGAAAUUCAGCUUUUAUGGCAGGAGCUGCUAGAAGAGCAGUGCUUAUUGAAAGCUUGGUUAACUGAGAAAGAAGAGGCUUUGAAUAAGGUCCAGACAAGCAACUUCAAAGAUCAAACAGACCUGAGUGUGAAUGUUCGAAAACUGGCAAUUUUGAAAGAGGACAUGGGUAUGAAACGACAAACGCUAGACCAGCUGAAUGAGCUAGGUCAGGAUGUGGCCCAGAUCCUUGGGAAUGGCAAAGCAUCCAGUAAAAUUGAUCAGGAUCAAGAAGAACUAACUCAGAGGUGGGACAGUUUGGUUCAGAAGCUAGAGGAUUACUCUAACCAGGUAACUCAAGCUGUAGGAAGCGUAGGGAUGUCACAGGUUUCACAGAAGAUUGCUGCAGAAACAGUGCCAUUGAAAGAACAGGUAGCGGUUAAACAAUGCAGACAGGAGUUGCCCCCACCACCACCUCCAAAGAAAAGGCAAAUCCCAGGGGACAGUGAAGCGAAGAAAAAGUUUGAGGCUGAAAGUGCUGAGCUCUUGAACUGGAUUUCAAAAUCAAAAUCUGCCAUUCAGGCCACAGACAUCAAAGAGUACAAGAAGACGAGAGAAACUUCAAACAUGAAAGAAAAGUUGAAGGUGAUUGAAAAAGAAAGGGUUGAAAAAAGCCAAAAGUUAGAUGAACUGAAACAUAGUGGACAUAUUCUUUUGGAUCAAAUGGGAAAGGAGGGACUUUCUGCAGUGGAUAUAAAAAGUGUGAUGGAGAAAAUACUGUCGGGGUGGAAAGAUGUAGUUCAACAUCUGGACGAAGUGGCCAGAAAGAUAAAGUACCAGGAAGAUAUAAAUGCUUAUUUUAAGGAAAUGAGUGAGCUUGAGAAGACUGUGAUUGAGAAGGAUGGCUGGCUUAAAAAUGAUGCUUCUUCACCAUCCCAGCCCUCAGCAGUCCUGAAAGACUUAUGUCAGCAGGAGUUAACUCAUCUUGUAAGCCUCAGUCCACGGUUGGAACACCUGAAAGCCACCUGCAAGGCACUCACCUCUCAGCCCAUGCCUCCAAACUUCAUUCAGGAGAGCUUGAACGGUUUUAUUGAUCACUUCAAGUUGACUCAUCAGAAACUAGAGGAACGUCACCAGCAGUUGAAGAAAGAGACGGAGAGGCAGCCAAGCCAGGCCUACGUGGACUCCCUGCAGCGGCUGAAGGACACGCUGAGCGAGCUGGAGUGCAAGCAGCAGUCCAUCGCCAGUGGGCUGAGCGACCCCAGUAAGGCUGAGAAGGCCCUGCAGCAGGCAAAGACAGUUUGUGAGACCCUGGAAGCCCAGAAGCCCAGGGUAGAUAAACUUGCUGAAGAGACAAAGACUUUGGAGAAACAUGCUUCUUCAGAAAUAAAAAAGGUCUACAUGCAAGAGUUCAAGCAUGUGCAGGGACACUGGGACAAGUUAAAGCUCAAGAUUUCCAAAGAUGUUAAACUACUGGAGGAAAUUACAUCCAAGUUGAGAAUAUUUGAGGCUGAUUCAAAAGUUGUUCAGAAGUGGAUGGAUGGUGUGAAGGACUUCUUAAUGGCAGAAAAGGCUCUUCAAGGAGAUACUGAAGGACUUCAAAGACAACUUGACCAGUGCACAAUGUUUGUCAAUGAAAUGGAAACAAUUGAACCAUCACUGAAAGAGAUGAAAGAAGUAGAGUCUGCUUUAAGAGCUCAGCCUAUUGCAAGCGUAAAUACUUGGGCAAAGUCUAGGCUAGUAGACUGCCAGACUCAGUGGGAGAAACUGAGCAAGCAGAUCAUUAGUCAGAAAAAUCGCCUGUCUGAAAGUCAGGAAAAGGCUGUAAAUCUGAAGAAAGAUUUGGCAGAGAUGCAGGAAUGGAUGACCCAAGCUGAAGAAGAAUAUUUGGAGAAAGAUUUUGAAUACAAGUCCCCUGAAGAGCUAGAGAAUGCGGUGGAGGAAAUGAAGAGGGCGAAGGAGGAUGUGUUGCAGAAAGAGGUGCGGGUGAAGAUUCUCAGAGACAACAUCAAGAUGUUAGCCGCCAAAGUGCCGUCUAGUGGUCAGGACCUGGCGACUGAACUGAACAUUGUGCUGGAGAACUACCAGCUACUGUGCAAUCGGAUCCGGGGGAAAUGCCACACUUUGGAAGAGGUGUGGUCCUGCUGGAUUGAGCUGCUUCAUUAUCUUGAUUUAGAAACAGCUUGGCUAAACAAUCUGGAAGAAAGGGUGCAAAUGACAGAAAAUCUGCCUGAUAAGUUGGAUGCUGUCAAUGAUGCUCUUGAGUCCCUGGAAUCAGUCCUGCGUCAUCCAGCUGAUAAUCGAACACAGAUUCGGGAACUUGGACAGACACUGAUUGAUGGAGGGAUUCUUGAUGAUAUCAUCAGUGAAAAAUUGGAGGCUUUCAAUGCCCACUAUGAGGAAUUGAGUCACUUGGCAGUGAGCCGGCAGAUCGCCUUGGAACAGCAGCUUCAAACCAUGAGAGAAACCGACCACAUGUUGCAGGUCUUGCAGGAAAACUUAGUGGAGCUGGAUAGACAGCUGACAUCUUACCUGACUGAUAGGGUAGAUGCCUUUCAGAUGCCUCAGGAGGCCCAGAAAAUUCAAUCUGAAAUUGCAGCUCAUGAAUCCACCUUAGAGGAGCUCAAGAAAAGUGCUCGCGCUUUCCCUCCUGCUUCUCCUGAAUGCAGAUCUCCCCGUGGUGGAAGUCAGCUGGAUGCUUUGCAGAGAAAACUCCGUGAAGUAUCUACAAAGUAUCAGCUUUUCCAGAAACCAGCCAAUUUUGAGCAGCGCAUGUUGGAUUGCAAGCGGGUGUUGGAUGGCGUAAAAGCGGAACUUCAUGUCUUGGAUGUGAAGGAUACUGAUCCAGAUGUAAUCCAAGCUCAUUUGGACAGGUGCAUGAAACUCUAUAAAACCCUCAGUGAGGUGAAAUUGGAGGUUGAAACCGUCAUCAAAACAGGAAGGCAAAUUGUACAGAAACAACAGACAGAUAAUCCCAAAGGGAUGGAUGAACAACUGACGGCACUGAAAUUUCUUUACAAUGACUUGGGGGCACAGGUGACAGAAGGAAAACAAGACCUUGAAAGAGCAUCCCAGCUGGCACGCAAAAUGAGGAAAGAGGCUGCCUCUUUGUCAGAGUGGCUAUCUACCACUGAAGCUGAGCUUGUGCAGAAGUCCACUUCAGAGAGCUUGCUUUCUGAUCUAGAUUCAGAAAUUGCCUGGGCCAAAAAUGUGCUACGAGAGCUGGAAAGGAGGAAAGCCGAUCUGAAGAGUAUCACUGAAAGCUGCACUGCGCUCCAGGCUCUGGUGGAAGGGAGUGAGACUUCCCUGGAUGAGAAGCUGUGUGUCCUUAAUGCUGGCUGGAGCAGAGUUCGGACCUGGACCGAGGACUGGUGUGACACCUUGUUGAAUCAUCAGAGCCAGCUGGAGAUUUUUGACGAAAAUGUUGCCCACAUAAGUACUUGGUUGUAUCAGGCUGAGGCCUUGCUGGAUGAAAUUGAGAAAAAAUCAGCAAGCAAAAAAGAGGAAACUGUGAAGCGCUUAACAUCUGAAUUAGAUGAUGUUAGUCUUCGAGUGGAUAAUGUGCGUGAUCAGGCUAUCAUCCUAAUGAAUGGUCGGGGGGUGUCAUGCCGUGAACUUGUUGAACCCAAACUGGCAGAACUGAACCGUAACUUUGAGAAGGUCUCUCAGCACAUCAAAAGUGCCAAGUUGCUUGUUGGACAAGAACGACUUCCUGUCAUGUCAGAGCCCCAUGAAGUUAGAGUGGCUUUUCCAGAUCUGGAAAAAUUUGACUGUGACAUACAGAAUAUGUUAAAAGUUGUGGAAAAGCAUCUGGAGCUGAGUGGGGAAGAUGAAAAGCUGGAUCAAGAAAGAGCUCAGAUUGAAGAAGUUUUACAGAGAGGAGGGCAGUUGUUACAGCAGCCUAUGGAGGACCAUAAGAGAGAGAAGAUCCGCAUACAGCUGUUACUUCUGCAAAAGAAGUACAACAGUGUUCAGGAGUGCAGGUCAUUUCAAAGGAGGCAGGUGGUGGAAUGUUCUCCAGUGUUUUCCCAGUAUAAGAAGGAGCAUGACAGUCUAAUGAAGUGGCUGGAUGAGGCUGAGCACCGUCUGUCAGGCCUGCAAGGUGUGGAAGAUGAACAAAAACUACAGGCAAUCCCUGUCCAGCAGAGGUUAAAAGGCCACUUUGCCGCAGGGGUUAGGACCUUGCCUUUUUCGGCUGAAUACUUGGUUGAAAUCAACAAAGUCUUGCUGGCCAUGGCUGAUGUUGAACUGCUGCUGAAUGCACCAGAGCUAAAUACUGGCAUCUAUGAGGAUUUUUCAACUCAGGAAGAUGCACUGAAGAACAUAAAAGAUAUUUUGGAUAAACUUGGGGAUCAAAUUGCAGUCAUACAUGAGAAGCAGCCUGAUGUUAUAUUAGAAGCAUCUGGACCUGAGGCGAUACAAAUAGGAGAUGCACUAACCCAGUUGAAUGCAGAAUGGGAUAGAAUUAAUAGAAUGUACAAUGAUCGUAAGUGUUGCUUUGAUAGAGCGAUUGAGGUAUGGAGACAGUUCCACUGUGAUCUCAAUGACCUCUCCCACUGGAUAACAGAAGCUGAAGCAUUACUAGCUGAUGCCCAUGGUCCAGAUGGCAGCCUGGAGCUGCAGGCAGCUGAGCUACAUCAGCAGGAACUUGAAGAGGGAGUCAGCAGCCAUCAGUCCAGUGUUUCAGCAUUGAACAGAACUGGGGAAGGGAUCAUACAGAAACUGUCUGCUACAGACGGGAGCUUUCUACAGGAGAAGCUGGCGGGAUUGAAUAGACGCUGGAAAGCAAUCACCGUGGAGGUCAUGGAUAGACAACAGAGGCUAAAAGGAGAGAAUCAGCAGCUGAUAGAAUACAGAAAGAAGCUUGAUGAGCUGCGUUGCUGGUUGGAAAAUGUAGAAAAUGCUCUGGACACGAGAUUUACGUUCAACCAUGAAGAAAACUUGCAAGAAUUACAGGCAAGAUUGAUUAGUGUGUCUUGUGCAAAGUAUCAGGAUGUGGCUUUUGGGGAGGGGAAUUUUCACAUUGCAAAUAGCCAAAGAAAUAUUAUGGAUGUGUGA